AUGAGAGCACAGAGUUUCACCAUUGUAAUUCAGAUCAUGGCAAACCGCCAGUCAGCUGCUAGAUCAAAAGAAAGAAAGAUGCGCUACAUUGCGGAGCUUGAGAGGAAAGUACAGUGUCUUCAAACAGAAGCAACUACGCUAUCAGCUCAGUUGGCCCUGUUACAGAGAGAUACCAGUGGUUUAACAAAUGAAAAUGGUGAUUUGAAGCUGCAAGUGCAAACAAUGGAGCAGCAGGUCAGGUUGCAAGAUGUGCUGAACGACAGACUGAGGGACGAGGUUCAGCAGCUGAAGAUGGCAACAGGACAGCUUAACGCCAACAAUGGAAACCUGGGGAAUUUCGGCGGUCUGUCCUCGUACGGAGUCAAUUCACAGAGCUACCAGCGAAGCCAGAUGCAACAACAAUCUCUUCUGGCUGCUCAGCAGCUUCAGCAGCUCCAAAUCCACUCUCAGCACCAGCAGCCCCAAAUGCACCUGCAGCAGCAACGCCUUGCCAGUGUCCGGCAGCAGCAACAGCAGCAGCAGCAGCAGUCGCUGCUGCGUCCGGAAGCACUGCCAUUUCCGGGAGACCUCAAGAUGAAGGGAAUUGCCAUGACAGCCCAUGUGCAGAAUGCGGGCCCGUCCCCUUUCGAUGGCCGCGCAAGGAGCGAGCCGUGA
Messenger RNA from Triticum turgidum subsp. durum (durum wheat), 654 nucleotides. The record is from the annotation of a GenBank genome assembly. NCBI's taxonomy places the organism in Eukaryota, Viridiplantae, Streptophyta, Magnoliopsida, Poales, Poaceae.